Molecule: messenger RNA, 1834 nt
Organism: Heterobilharzia americana
Lineage: Eukaryota; Metazoa; Platyhelminthes; Trematoda; Strigeidida; Schistosomatidae
Source: the annotation of a GenBank genome assembly
UGGACACGGGAGCGCCUCGUUCACGUUUCUCGCUGCAACGUGUGAGCAUGAGAGUUGGGCAUGAUAAGCCUCCAAAAGCUGCAAUCGGUAAAAUUAAACGCCCCAGGUUGAAAAAGGGAUCUAAGUCUAAACUUAUGAAGAAACUGUUGCAACCUAAACCAUUUCAACACAAGAAAAAUCAGUCUACUGAGAUUAAAAAACAUGUGAAAUCCGACCUCACACUGGUUGGUGAAUCGAGUAGUUUUUUGACAAAACCUUCACCUGAACACCAGUUUGAAAUGCCUAUGAAUGUGGAAAACAGUGAUGCAGAAAAUGAAGUCUUACACGAAGAAGAAAAAAAACAUUCCUCUUCCAGAGGUAUUAAGGCGAUGGACUCUGUAAAAAUGAGCAGAUCUCAGAGGAAACGGCAACGAAAACGAGAAAUAGUGAAACUACAAAAAGCUGCUAGAGCUUCUAUUCCGAAACCGGAGCCGAAGGAACCACGUACAUCAUCGAGUAUUGUAUUUCCAAAACGUACCGGUUAUGUAUCAACCUUGGAUGAUGAUGAGAAAAAAUUAGAAGCAGUUCGAAACCGUCUAGCUGAAAUGUAUCAGUACACACUAAUUGUGCGUCCAUUGCCAAGAAAUUGUCCUGCAAGUGUGGUCAGGGAUCUUUUCCCAUCAGCAGUCAGUGUACGUAUACCAUACCAGCGCAGUACUAGAUAUGGUUUCGUAAGGUUUCGCAAUCACGAUGAAAUGUCCGCUGCCCAAAAGUCAGUUGCUGAUAAACUGUUGGCUGGUAAACAGAUCAUUGUUGAAAUUUGUUCACCACAUGGACCUGGUGGUAUUGAUUCUAGCAAAUGGGUGGAACCAUCUCAAAGACAGCUUUCAGAUUUCGAUUGGCGUAGUCUACAUGUAACUCAGUUACCUCGUGCCACCACUCGUUUUGACUUAGCUCAAGUAUUUCCGAAGGCUGUUGGUAUCCGUAUGCCAACAUAUGAUGACGGUUCCUGUCGGGGGUUCUGUACGCUAGUUUACAAAUCGCGUAUUUGUGCGCUAAGAGAUUUUGAAAUGAGGCAAGGGACAUUCGUACAUGGAGAACCUAUCUAUGUUAAUUUCGUUGUCAAAAGCAAGAAGAAAGCAUCAAUGAAAAGUGCCAAACAACAGUUUUCUGCUGUGUGCGACAUGGAGAUAAAUAAUAAUCUAACACCUUAUAAGGACAAAUCGUCAGGUAAUCAUCCAAUUCCUAUGUCUACUGACUCACCUGAUCCCGAGUUUACAAUCGAUAAAGACCAGGCGUUGAAGACAAAUCCUCAUUUGAUUUAACACGGAAAAGAAGUUGAAUACUGCAACAGUUCAAUGUAAAGCGUCUGAUCCCAAAUUAAAUAAGAAACAUCAAUUAAAAAUUAAAGGUGUGAAGAAAAAGUCAUCGACAAACAUUUUCGACUCUUUGUUUCAAUCUCCAAGUGGAUCAAAUGAUAGAAAGAGAAAGAAAAGCACAAAAUCUAGUAUGAAAAAAGGAAAGAAGUCCAAAAAGUAAAUUUUGGAAGGGGAGUUACACCAGCUUAUCGACGGCUAUUGGGAUUGAGUUAGAUAUUUUUUGUGUUUGUUAUAUUAUAUUAUCAAAUGAGACAUUCGUUAGAGUUUCACUUCAUUAACUUGAAGGCAUUGGAAAUGUGUAUGACAAUCUCAGUAAAAAAACAAGCUACAUUUACCUUGAAGAGAUACUCGGAAAAUUCAUAAGACAAGUAAAAUGAGGGAAUAAGCAAAUUCAUUGAAACUUCUAAAGAUCGAAACUUCAGGUGUCAAAUUCUUGUACAAUACAGUAGGCUACAAAUAUAGAUUGGAAUUAACCA